AUGGAGAGGAGGAAGAUGGCGCAGGUCGCCACGUACGUCGCGGUGGCGCUCGCCGCGUUCCUCUUCUGGCAGUCCACGCGCAGCCCCGCCCCCACGCCGACGCCGACGCCGUCCCCGGGGGCCUCCGUGUUCCCGCGGGCGGAGUCGGCGGUGCUCCCGGACCCGGCCCGCUUCUUCGCCCCGCACCUCCUCGCCGCGCCGCUCCCCACCAGCUCCUUCUUCCAGAACUUCGCGCUCAACGACGGGGACCAGCCCGAGUACAUCCACCCCUACCUGGUCAAGUCCGCCGCGGGGGGGCUCAAGGUGUGCUACCCCAAGAGCGUCCACUCCCCGUCCUUCCACGCCCAGGCCUUCGUCGCCGACCUCACCCUCUCCUCCCCGUCCGACGCCGACACCGCGGCCGGGGCCGGAUGGCGCCACCACAUCGCCGCCUUCGACGACCUCUCCGUCACCCUCGACUUCUCCCGGUCGCUGCGCGCGUUCCUCGUCCGCGGCAGCCCCUUCGUCACCGUCUCCACCAUGUGCGCCCGUUGCCCCGUCGACAUCUCCAUCGCCUCCGUCCACGCCUUCCUCGAGGCCGCCCCCCGCGACGACUCGCUCACCAGGUGGCGCCUCCGGAUGAACAGCGGCCAGACCUUCCUCCUCUACGCCUCCGCGCCGAUCCGCCUGUCCAUGUCCAGCGUCACGCGGCUCGCGGCGCCCGGCUUCCUUGGCGUCAUCCGCGUCGCGUUCCUGCCCGACGCGGCCAUGGAGGCCGUGCUCGACCGGUACAGCGGCCGCUACCCGACGGCCGGGGUGGCCGCGCUGGACCGCCCCUUCUCCGUCGACUACGCCUGGUGCACGCAGGGGUCGGGGGACCUGCUCAUGCUCGCCCACCCGCUCCACCUCCGGCUGCUCUCCAAGGACAGCCGCGUCCGGGUGCUCGACGACUUCAGGUACCGCAGCAUCGACGGCGACCUGGUCGGCGUCGUCGGCGACGCCUGGGCUCUGAGGACCGACCCGGUGUUCCCCACCUGGCAUUCCACCCGGGGCAUCAGCGAGGACGGGGUGCCCGAGAUCGUGGCCGCGCUGCGCAAGGACGUGGAUGAGCUCGCCUCCAGCCCCAUCACGACCACCUCGUCCUACUUCUACGGCAAGGCGGUCGCCAGGGCCGCGAGGCUGGCGUUGAUCGCCGAGGAGGUCGGGUGCCCCGACGUCAUCCCGGCGGUGCACCGGUUCCUGAAUGCCACCGUCACGCCCUGGCUGGACGGCAGCUUCGAGGGCAAUGGCUUCCUGUACGAUCCCAAGUGGGGCGGCCUCGUCACUCGGCAGGGGAUGACGGACACCGGCGCCGACUUCGGCUUCGGGGUCUACAACGACCACCACUACCACCUGGGCUACUUCGUGUACGCCAUUGCUGUGCUCGCCAAGAUCGACCCGGCCUGGGGGCGCGAGUACAUGCCGCAGGCCUGCUCCAUGGUCGCCGAUUUCAUGACGCUGUCGCGAGGAGCCGGCGCGAGCUACCCGAGGCUGAGGACGUUUGAUCUCUGGAAGCUGCAUUCCUGGGCCGGGGGCCUGACGGAGUUCGGCGACGGGCGCAACCAGGAGAGCACCAGCGAGGCCGUGAACGCCUACUACUCCGCCGCGCUCCUCGGGCUGAGCUACGGGGACAAACACCUCGUCUCCGCCGCGGCCACGCUCACCGCGCUCGAGAUGCUGGCGGCGCAGACAUGGUGGCACAUCCGUGAGGGCGACGCGAUCUACGAGGACGACUUCACCAGCAACAACCGCCUCGUCGGCGUCGUGUGGGCCAACAAAAGGGACAGCGGCCUCUGGUUCGCGCCGCCGGAGUGGAAGGAGUGCAGGCUGGGCAUCCAGCUCCUGCCGAUCGUGCCCAUCAGCGAGGCCCUCUUCCCGGACGCCGGCUUCGUCAAGGAGCUGGUGAGCUGGACCGCGCCGGCGUUGGCCAGGGACGGCGUCGGCGACGGGUGGAAGGGGUUCGUGUACGCCUUGGAGGGGGUCUAUGACAAGGAGUCGGCGCUGGCCAAGACGAGGGCGCUGGCGUCGCACGACGACGGCAACACGCUGACCAACCUGCUGUGGUGGCUCCACAGCCGCGGCUCGCCGGGCGCCGACAUUGCUGCUGUUGGUGGCGCCGGUGCGGUCGCCGUUGAUGCUGCUGGUGGUACUGCUCAUGGAAUGCUCUUGGAUAUGCUCGCGGCGGAAGAAUCUCUGGCUUCAGCGUGA
Molecule: messenger RNA, 2226 nt
Organism: Triticum turgidum subsp. durum (durum wheat)
Lineage: Eukaryota; Viridiplantae; Streptophyta; Magnoliopsida; Poales; Poaceae
Source: the annotation of a GenBank genome assembly